AUGGCUGCUGAAAUAAAACCUGCUGCAGGUUCUCAAGAAAAAUUCAAAUCAGCUAAAAAACCUGUUUUGAUUUCGAAAUUAGAAGGUUGCAGUGAUGAUGUAAAUGCCGCAAUUAUAAUACCUGGAGAAGAUGGAGUCAUAAGCGUGAGUGAUGACAGGACGGUAAGAGUAUGGCUAAAAAGAGAUUCCGGUCAAUAUUGGCCAAGUAUAUGUCAUUAUAUGCCUGUCGGUGCCACAUCUUUAGCAUAUAAUUCACAAUCAAAACAAUUGUUUAUAGGAUUAGAAAAUGGAACAAUAUCGGAGUAUAUAUUAGCAGAUGACUAUAAUCAAUUAAUAUUUGCUAAAAAUUAUUCGAAUCAUCAAAAUCAAGUGUCUGCAAUUUAUUUUUGUUUACAAAAUAAAUGGCUUUUGUGUGUUGGGCAUGAUAAAUUUUUUAAUUUUUACUGUACUCAGAAUGCUCAAAGACUAGGAGGACAUCAAGGAGAUGCCUGGUUUACAGCUUUGCAAUUUGUUCCUCAAACGAAGCAUGCUUUCAUUGGAGAUUAUUCAGGUAAUAUAAUUAUGUUAAAAUUAGAUGUAAAAGGCUGUCAAAUGAUCACUACAUUAAAAAGGCACAGCGGAAGCAUUAGAACUUUGGAAUGGAAUUCCGAACAGCAACUCCUUUUCUCCGGAAGUUUUGAUCAUAGUAUAGUCGUUUGGGAUAUCGGAGGACAAAAAGGAACAGCAUAUGAACUUCAGGGACAUCAAAAUAAAGUAACCGCUUUAAAAUAUUCAUCUGAAAAAAAAAUGUUGUUCUCAGGAGGAGAAGAUUCUGUAAUUGUAGCUUGGGAUAUGAACAAACAGAGAAAAGAGAUACCUGAUUGGAAAGAAUCUGAUACUUGUCAAAAGUGCAAUAGGCCAUUUUUUUGGAAUGUACGUGCAAUGAUGGAUCAACGUCAAAUGGGUAUGAGGCAACAUCAUUGUAGGUAUUGUGGUCAAGCUGUAUGUGCAAAAUGUAGUACUGGAAGAUCAAAAAUUCCAAUUAUGGGUUUCGAAUUCGAUGUGAGAGUUUGCGAGCCUUGCAAUUUGAUAUUACGAGACAUGGAUUUAACUUCUUUGGCAAAAUUCAGCGAUGCUAAACAUUCAAUCGUUUAUAUGGAUUUGGAUGAGAGUAGAAAUCGUUUGCUGACGGUCGGACAGGAUAGAUUAAUCAAAAUAUGGGAUAUAUCGAGCGUGACACCGUAA
This is a messenger RNA of Pediculus humanus corporis (human body louse), 1224 nucleotides long. Its product is annotated as WD repeat and FYVE domain-containing protein, putative. The coding region runs from base 1 to 1224 and encodes 407 amino acids. The record is from RefSeq and is a predicted model, not a curated record. The transcript is spliced from 7 exons. NCBI's taxonomy places the organism in Eukaryota, Metazoa, Arthropoda, Insecta, Psocodea, Pediculidae. Gene Ontology annotation, molecular function: metal ion binding; protein binding.